This is a messenger RNA of Telopea speciosissima, 820 nucleotides long. Its product is annotated as pathogen-related protein-like. The coding region runs from base 52 to 789 and encodes 245 amino acids. The record is from RefSeq and is a predicted model, not a curated record. The transcript is spliced from 4 exons. NCBI's taxonomy places the organism in Eukaryota, Viridiplantae, Streptophyta, Magnoliopsida, Proteales, Proteaceae.
CUCCUACAUAUCAGCCCAUCUCUCUCUCUGAGAUUUCAAUUGAGUUGAGACAUGGAUCCCUCAGGUGGUACUGAGGCAGUGGUGGUGAAGGGAGAUAAGUACAGGUCUCAUAUUUUGGGGGAAGGAGAGAAGAACACUAAAUGGAAAUUUGGUGCUCCUCCUAGCUAUGAUGUUGUAAAUAAGCUCUUUGAAGAAGAACGAUCUAAGGAAUGGCCCAAGGGAUCCUUGGAAGAGAAAGUGCAAAACCUCGUUAAGACAUUUGAAAUGGAGCUCUUCCACAAGACUUGUCCAGAUGACUACAAAACAGUAAACACUCAGAAGUUUAGGCUCAUAGUCAAUGGAGGGAGACCCAUGUCCCUGGAGGAGGUUGCAAAGGUUGGAGGCUACAACGCGUUCUUGCAAACCUCCUUAGCAAACCGUUUGCAUGCUUAUGAUCCAUCUACUGAGACAGCCGAGUCAUCCCAUCAUGCAUUUGGAACAGCAUUCCCUCGUGGAUUUGUCUUGGAAAUCCUUCAGGUGUUUUCAGGUCCUCCGGUGGUCGCCUUUAAGUUCAGACAUUGGGGUUAUAUGGAGGGUCCAUUCAAAGGCCAUGCUCCAACUGGGGAGAGAGUAGAUUUGUAUGGAGUAGGCAUCGUUGAGGUUGACGAAUCCAUGCGAGUUGAGAAGCUGGAGUUCAUCUAUGAUGCUGGGGAAUUGCUUGCCGGACUUCUUAAAGGUCCUUUAAAGGAUUCUGAAUCUGACACCUCAGCAAAUUCAUCUCUCCAUUGCCCUUUCUUGAAAGGGAUGUAGGAGUUUUGUCAGUAGGUGUUGAACACAGUUU